UCUAAAAGUCCAUGUUUAUAUUUUACUGAGACCUCAUUCAGCUCGCGUUUUACUUCUCGUGCACAGGUGGAUAUGCGACAAAGCGAUCCACAUGAGCAUUUUCCUCUAAAAGACUGAGUGAGCAAGCCAAUUGAACUACAUGUUUGGUGCUCAGACAGGAAGAGGGUACACUGGUACUUCGGUCAUAAUCUUGCGCGUCCAUUGUAUUUACCCAGUUACCAAAAGUGAGGACGAUUUUUUUGGGUUGAUCAUUCGGUCAUAGCCUAUACCAUACAGAUCUGCUACCAUGGGUCGUUUUUAUGAGAUUUUAACUUCUCGAAGUUUGCCUUUGGUGGUGUGUACCUUCUUAAGGGCAUCCGGUCAUAUAGGCAUUAUUAAGACCAUUGGAAUUUACUUGGAAGAUAUCAACAUUAGCCUUGGAACGACAUCGACCGAUAUUGGAAUUGCUCUUGGUCUCCUCAGUGCAUUGGCCAACUUUCCAGCUCCUUUAGUCGUUGCCCUCUAUCGCCACCAUUCCAUUCGUCGUCUGCUUCUGAUUUCUGGUACAUGUCUCGCUCCAAUGGGCGUGGCCUUAACUUCCAUGUCAACCAGCAACACUCAAAUGUCAAUCUAUCUCUCAAUAACCGGUAUUGGAUAUUGUUUGGUGAAAAUGUGUUGUACCGUGACAUUGCACCACGCGGCUCAAAAUUUCAACCUACUUUACAGCCUUGGUUUGUCUGGAUAUGGCGCCGGAAUGGUUCUGUUACCGCUAGUAGCUGAAUUCCUACGUCAAGCUUAUGGUUGGAGAGGUGGACUGCUCAUCAUUAGCGCUCUGAUGGCAAAUAUUAUUCCAGUUGGUAUGGCAAUUAAGUUGGAAUCGGAUGAGAGUAGCACACAGAGAAAUGAUUUUCAGAGUGUCCCGAGUUCGCCACCAGGGUUUAACGAGGGAGAAGAAAGCAACAGCGGCCCAAGUCAUGACACAGAAGAUGACAACAGAGACGAGAUUGGAGUUUUUCGUAGUAUCGCCAACAGCAUUCGCCAAUCUGAUUUUUACGUGGAUCCUGUGAUCAAUGUGCUCCUUCUUGCAAUUUUCGCGUCUAGUAUGGUUUGGAACGGUUGGCACUCCUUUCUCGUUCCGCAUGCCCUGCAAAGGGGAAUCUCUGUCCGGAACACCAUUAUCAUCACUUUCUCAGCUGCAAUAGGGAAUACCUGCAGCAGGGUUGUUGUGGGUAUGCUUACCAACAGCCUCGUCAAACCUAUCACUCUCUAUUUCUUCGCUACAACCCUGAACAUCGCCGCUCUUCUUUGCGACGUGUAUUUCACCAACUUCUACGCCAUGUACAUGACGUCAUGUAUCUCCGCAAUGGCAGUAGGAGGGAAUGCGGUGUUGGGACGGCUCGUUGUGAGGGACAGAGCAUCUCCAGAAAAGUUUAAUGUCGCGUAUGCAGUCGACUCACUUUGUUUUGGAUCCGGGUCGUUUCUUGGUAGCUAUUUGAGUGGCAUGAUUGCGGAUCACUUCUCUUCCUACAACGCGACUUUCAAACUAUUAGCUUGCAUCGAGGUCAUCGUUCUCCUCCUCAUGGUGGUCGUGAGAUGCAGACCGAAAGCAUGUUCCGUCUGACCAUGCUGUAUUGGAAGCGUGUGUGUGUGUAAUUGGGUAUUUACGUCUGUGGACUGACCUUUAACUUCACCAUCCGAAAGACGUGACUCAGUUUCGAACCUGCGUCCUCGGCUGAAUUAGUUUGUGACUUCCAUUGUUAGCUGGAGCAUUACAGGCGCACGCCACAACGCCGCAACGCCCCAUCGUACAUUACAUAUUUUAUAGUGAGCUCUGAAAGCAAGUUCGUUCAGAAUUUGGCUUCUUUUAAAUACAAACCAUUUAAUUCUCUUGUUCAUAAACGUAUUUGGAGCAUAUUAUAGAAUUAAUUGAUAAUCAACAGAAAUAUACGUAUAUUACAUACUGAAUAUCAACAUAGACCCCUACGGGGAUGUCAGCGAUUUUUUUUGAACCGAUGAUUAUACUCUUUGGAAUAGUUUUGAUGGUGACAACAAUGAUGAUAAACAUUGCUAAUGAUAAUAUGAAGAUUAAUAGUAAUAUAUAUUCCUUUACCACGCACGACUUUUCAAGGAUACCUUUUGUAGAACAUAAAACCUAAUAAUGAUAAUUAUACUAUCGAUGAUUUGGUGGUGGUGGUGGUUAUUUUACCUUAUUGCUAAGAAAGCAUAAAUGCUUCUAAGUAAGCAACCAGAGG
Molecule: messenger RNA, 2231 nt
Organism: Strongylocentrotus purpuratus (purple sea urchin)
Lineage: Eukaryota; Metazoa; Echinodermata; Echinoidea; Camarodonta; Strongylocentrotidae
Product: monocarboxylate transporter 11-like
Exons: 5
Coding region: 287-1600 (437 amino acids)
Biological process (GO): transmembrane transport
Molecular function (GO): monocarboxylic acid transmembrane transporter activity
Source: RefSeq, a predicted model, not a curated record